Cetraspora pellucida is the source of this 1131-nucleotide messenger RNA. The record is from the annotation of a GenBank genome assembly. Lineage: Eukaryota; Fungi; Glomeromycota; Glomeromycetes; Diversisporales; Gigasporaceae.
AUGAUACGCCAGUUGGAGAAUAAGCUGAGAGGUAGUGAGGUAUCUUUGCGGAAACAUAGCGAAUUAGAAACUUUAAAUGAUGAAUUAAAUGAACUUUAUGAGUCUGAAGAAGACCAAGAGAAUAUAGAUGAUGUUUUUACGCUGAAUCAAAUUGAAGAGUUUAAAAGGAUUUAUACAUUUAAACCCAUACAAGCAUCUAUAAAAAAAGAAAAAAAGUCUACAGCAAGGUCAGAAAAACGAGAUGACGAGGCGUAUUUAAAAAAAUUACAAGAAAAACAAUGUUGUCAAAAGCUUUGCAUUACUAAAAUCGAUAUGCAGGAAGCUCUUAACAGAUAUCGUGAAAUUAAAGCAAUGUCUCAAAUAGAAAGUAAUUUUUGUUUUUUAGGAAUGAUUGAUGCUAGUGUUAGAUUUGGAAUGUUAAAUAAUGGAACAUCAAAAACAUAUUUAACAACUAACUAUAAUUUUAGUGGAAUAUCUGUUUGCCAAAAUGCUUGGCUAAUUAUAUACGGUAUCGGACGAGCAAGAUGGGAGUCAUUACGGGCACAUUAUCAACAACAUGGACUAGCUUCAAAAAUUCAUAAAUUAAGUGGAUGUGUUAGUAAUUUUGCGAUUCCAUUCGCUGUAGUUUUGCAUGUGCUAAAAUUUAUUAAAAAUUUCGCUAAUCAACAUGGUCUGCCGUCUCCAGGUCGAAGCUUUCGGGAUAAUACUAGAGAAGUAAUAUAUUUACCUGCAUGUGAAAGCAAACGUUCAUUAUUUAGACUUUAUGAGAAUAUUGAAAGUGAAGAAGAUUGUAAAAUUAGUCUUUCAAGUUUUCUUAGAAUUUGGAAAUUAUAUUUUCCAGGAAUUAAAUUUUUAACUAUACGUAACGAUUUAUGUACGUUAUGCAAAAAUAUGCGGUUUGGAGCCAAAUAUUGGCAUAAUGAUGAAGUUGAAAAAAAAAUACAAGAAUGGAAUAAGCAUUAUAGUUGGGCACAACUAGAACGAGAAUAUUAUCGGUUUAUUAAUUAUUUAAUUCCAGAAAGUGAAAAUGUGGGAAAAGGUGCUGACGUAGUAAUUUCUCUGGUCCAUAAUUACUUUAUGAACCACGCUAAAAUUGCUCUUGAAAAAUUGAUGUUAUUAGCUUUAUUAUAA